AUGGAACAUAGUAGUACAACUACAGGGGCUGAAGCGCAGAAUCGAAAGAAAAUAGUUGCACUGGAUCUAAAAUCUGCCGACUCUUCAAAUGAAAACAACAUGAGUACACACGAUGCGUUGACAACCUUUACCACGGACUCCACACCUGAGGCAUACAAAGUCAGCACCUCCGAUAUUCGAAGAUGGAAGAAAGUAGGCUGGAAAUCCAAGUUGACUCGUCGUCAAAAGUCAACGGAGUCUUUGGAAGAUGAGUUGAAACAGCACUUGCGCGUUGCCGUGGAACAAUUGCUAGACAGCUUGUUUAUCUACCUUUCGAAUCUACCGGAGCCAUCUUCCACUUCUUCCUCAACUACAGUCGGACUGACAUUGCCGGCUUCAGCGGUGGGCUGGUUAUCCCAAAAAUUGUUUUCGGAUACUGAUUUUGGAGCACAGAACGAGGGUGGUCUGGCUGAGCCAAAUUCAUCUUUGCUAAGCGGCUCAUUGCCUGGACGCCUGGCGUUGAUCAAGUUUCUGCUCCCCCGUGCUACGCAUGUGCGUCUGACAUCAGAACGCUGGCCAUCUCGAAGAAACCAGAAGGCAAUGGAGGCUGAGGAUACGAUACAUGUCAUGUGUGACCACAAUCCGCGGGGAGAUACUUCCGGCUCGUUUUUGGAAUACUAUGAUGCUUUGAUACACAGGCCGCGUGUAGACAUGCGCGUUUUUUGCCAAUGCAAAGUACUUCUGAUUGCUCAGGUGCCACCAUCAUCAAUUGUCAACCUUUACUGUAUCCGAAAUACUUUGCAGAUUUUGAGAGUUGAGCGCAGCUGUAUUUUCGACCUGCCAUCUUUCUUAUUACCGGCUGAGAAAAAUAAUACACGUUCCGAUUUCGAAGACCCGCUAUCGUCGCUGGUAGCCCCAAUAAUAUACCCCAACUUAGUUCAUGCUAAAUUAUCGUUCUGCGGCUUGGAUGAAUUGUCAGGGAUGAGGGGACGACGAAGAGCAGAUCAGACACGCGACCAGCCACCAUUGGGUUCUCUAACGGCUUUACAGUCGUUGAACCUUUCACACAACGAAAUUGUCUCGGAACGAACAGCUCUCUCUAGCGCAAGGAGAAUGCCAUUUCUGCAGCGAUUGGAUUUAUCUCACAAUCGGAUUACAAGUUUACGAAACGCACAUUAUCGUCUCGGUAAUAUUCAAACUCUACGCUUGUCCUACAAUCGCUUGAGAUCAGUACAGGGCAUUGACCGGCUUUACUCAUUAGAAAGUCUGUGGCUAGAUCACAACGAGCUUGAGGACUUGACAAGUAUAAGCGGCCUAUCGCGUCUUCCUGAGCUUCAAACCUUGCAUCUGCGCGGGAAUCCACUUGAACUCUUGCGGCUGCGCACGUACCGCAUUGGAGUGUUUGACUUGUUUUGUGAGCGCCGCUUGGCCAAUUUGGAUCAAAAUGCAACCUUCCGCCAAUUACAGCGGGCUUUGCCUAGCCUUGACUUAGAGCGCCCAUCUUUGAUGGAAAUGAAAGCUUUGCGUGAGCGCACUUUCGCACCGACAUAUGCUGUUGCACGCCCGCAUCGAGACUCUGAAGGUGCAACGGGUCUUGUCACCGAAAAUGCUAACAUUUCCUCGACGCAAGAAAACGGGAAUUUCGGUGCGUUGUCAAGGGCGACUGUCGCAAGCUUCGCAAUGCCGAAGCUUACAACAGGUAUCAAACGGAGUGCAAAAAGGCGACAUGCUCCAAUUCGUGGAAUGGAUGUCGAUUGGAAGCAGGGCAGAAUACGUCCUUAUCAAAGCAACGCAUGUUCACCGAUUGUGGAUUUCACUUCUAUUGAUGUCCUUGUGUCCAUGUCUGAAAUUUCUGAAGCACAGUUCGAGUCAGUGACGUUGAUUGAAACGAAGCAUUCACACGACCAGUGUGAGCAAGCUGGCGAAAAUGGAGUUGAGAAUAACAUCAAAAUUGAACCAUCUUUGUUUGAAGAAUACCUCAGAGCAGCGGAUCGGGUGGGGUCGAUACCAGUCGACCCGGACGGAGGCAGAGGCACUACUUUCUUCAAGGCAAGCAUGAAGACUGUAGUAGGUACCGAUAAGGAUGGUGAAGUUCCUGGAGAGAGACUAGGAGAUGCAUGUGGCAAUAUCGAUAUUGUUAAGGGCGACGAAGCUGCUGCAGCCGACGAGGAAAUUUCCGCGAAAUAUCCUAAAAACACCGAAGCUCACGAUUCACAGUCAAUCACGACUUUCCUUGAAACGAUAAAAGAAGGACAAGGCAUGCCAACCACUAAUGCUUUCGACUCUUCUAGCGAGGUACGUGCGUACGUAGGGCUUAAAGGAACCCCAUCGAAUGUGAAUGAAAACACUUCGCCACACUUGCUCUCUAUGUCAGUCUUCAAUGAUAACAUAGACAUGGACAGUGAUUUUGAUGAUGAGCUCGGAGGUGAUCUGCUGUCGAAGGGUCCGUCAACAAGGAAUCAUGGGAGAAGCGGUGUUAUUGGCUUGACGAAUCCGUCGCUGAUUGCAGAACAAAGCAUACCAACAGAUCAUAAUAGAAUGAAUCGAUUGUCUCUUUCCCCAAUCAAACGAAAACCGCCUAACCAAGACUUGACAAUUCCACAAGCCACCACAGAAGCAUUUUCGGAGGCUUCCUUUGAUGUGGAUGGUGAAGCGUCAACUCCUCCACGGUCUGUCAUAGUGAACGACUUAGAUGAGGGAAACUGGGACCAGCAUCGCAGCCUCAGAUCUGAGACAUCUUCAUGCGUGCAAAUGUCGAACGAGGAACAACUCGUCAUAAAUGUCACAUCAUUCCCCGACAGUUUGUGGCACGACGACACCAAUUCGAUCCACAGCGCCACCGUGACGCCUACAAGAAACAAAAAUUCUGAUCCUGGCAAAUUCGUCCUUGCUGAAAGAAACGCAACCUAUGAAGGUCCGGUUCAUUGCAAAAACUUCUUGAUUUACGACAAUCUGGAUUUUUAUUUUCAAUUAUUUGUUUUUCCGCCGCGGAGUGGGAAAAUGUGUGAAGCCGCUGCACCUACCUCGUGGCCUGGGGGCGCAGAAGAAGACUGGCGUGGAGUACUCGAGCGCUUCCCACGUAUUCAAUUAUGGCUAGUUGAUCGACAGUUGAGAGAAGCAGCCAACCGUGAAUCGAUGUCAGCACAUACAUUUGAAGAAUAUCGUCGAGUCUGGAGAGAAAGGGUGGUCGCUUGUGGUAAGCCUGCACUUCGGCGAUUGACACCAAAUCGUACAGCCCGGUACGGUUUUCACGGAGAGCUACUCUGGUCGGCAGCUGGCUCAUCGCACUUGAAGCCUGAGACUGUUGCUGAAUCCCGGAAUGUUCUACUUUGUUUGUCGAACGAAGCUUUUUACUUACUUUCCGAUCAUGAUAAGGUCAGCGCAAAAGCUGUGGAACAGAAGAAGACCUUUCCUAUUCCCAUACCCGAGCGUGCUAGAUUUUCAGAUGCAAAGUUUCCACACUCUAUGGCCCGGCACCCGCUUUCGCAGCUUCGAUCUAUUGCAAUUGGUUUUGGCUUCCAGCGCUUAACACUGCGAUUUCGCGAUCUGACGUCGGUAAAUGAAGAUGAUUUCACUUACAUUCUACUCAUAUCCAACAAGACCCAAACAGUGAAUUUGCUCAAGGAACUGCAGCAAUAUGCAGGAGACAAAGCGACAAGUAUUUCCGGAUUGAUCGCGUCAGAUAACGCAGUUACUAUUGAGAAUGACGAUCGAUACGUGCUUGACGCUGUCGGAGUGGCAGUGGCCCCGGACGUCAUCGAUACAAUUCUGCACUACCAGAUCUUACAGCAGCGCUGGAAACACGGCGAGCGUGGGACUGUAAAACGAGUUUGUAUUGUAACUGACGCGAAGAUAUAUCUUUUGGACGAAGACUACCUUGGCGACGGAUCUGAGUCCAUCGAUGCAGGGUCGCGUACUCUUGGGGAGCCUACAUAUCGUCUUGUGGAUUCGGCUUCCCUAUCACUGAUUGAUAAGGUCCAGGCAGCCGAUGCUGAUCCAAACUCUAUUACUAUUGUGAUUCAACCUCUCACCCGGUUGCAACGCUUUCGAAAUUGGAGGCUCUUGUGCCACGACAGCCAAGGAGCCGAAAGACUCGUGGAGGAUGUCCGAAAAGCAGUAGAGUUUGCGUCGUAA
Messenger RNA from Phaeodactylum tricornutum CCAP 1055/1, 4113 nucleotides. RefSeq lists its product with no specific name. NCBI's taxonomy places the organism in Eukaryota, Bacillariophyta, Bacillariophyceae, Surirellales, Neidiaceae. The transcript has a single exon. Gene Ontology annotation, molecular function: protein kinase binding. The record is from RefSeq and is a predicted model, not a curated record. Gene Ontology annotation, cellular component: cytoplasm. Bases 1 to 4113 code for a protein of 1370 amino acids.